Pygocentrus nattereri (red-bellied piranha) is the source of this 3035-nucleotide messenger RNA. It is a transcript of the gene nek8, whose product is annotated as NIMA-related kinase 8. Lineage: Eukaryota; Metazoa; Chordata; Actinopteri; Characiformes; Serrasalmidae. Gene Ontology annotation, biological process: protein phosphorylation. The record is from RefSeq and is a predicted model, not a curated record. The transcript is spliced from 15 exons. The coding region runs from base 70 to 2163 and encodes 697 amino acids. Gene Ontology annotation, molecular function: ATP binding; protein kinase activity.
CCUCGCUGCGCUCCGUAGCGGGCUGGAAGGCGUUGCCUGGAGACAGGAACGUCUCAGCAGCCAAACAAGAUGGAGAAGUACGAGAAGAUAAAGGUGGUGGGCCGAGGAGCGUUCGGCAUAGUGCACCUCUGCCGGCGGCGGACUGAUGGGGCUUUAGUGAUCCUAAAGGAAAUCCCGGUGGAGCAGAUGACACGGGAUGAGCGUCUCGCCGCACAGAACGAGUGCCAAGUGCUCAAAUUACUCAACCACCCAAACAUAAUUGAAUAUUAUGAGAAUUUCCUGGAGGACAAGGCACUCAUGAUCGCAAUGGAAUAUGCACCAGGGGGAACGCUUGCAGAUUACAUCCAGAAGCGAUGCAAUUCUCUGCUGGAUGAAGACACCAUACUGCAUUUCUUCGUGCAGAUCUUAUUGGCCCUUUACCAUGUGCACAACAAACUCAUUCUUCACCGAGACCUCAAGACACAGAAUAUUUUACUAGAUAAGCACCAGAUGAUAGUCAAAAUAGGCGACUUUGGAAUCUCCAAAAUUCUAGUUAGCAAGAGCAAAGCUUACACUGUUGUCGGGACACCUUGUUACAUCUCCCCUGAACUGUGUGAAGGAAAACCGUACAACCAGAAGAGUGACAUUUGGGCCCUGGGCUGUGUACUCUAUGAACUCGCCAGCCUCAAAAGAGCCUUUGAGGCAGCUAACCUACCGGCAUUGGUGCUAAAGAUCAUGAGUGGCACUUUUGCUCCCAUCUCAGACCGAUACAGCCCCGAGCUCCGGCAGCUCAUACUCAACAUGCUCAAUCUGGAUCCCUCCAAGCGGCCCCAGCUCAACGAGAUCAUGGCCCUUCCCAUCUGUAUCAGGCCCUUGCUCAACCUCUACACUGACAUCGGCAAUGUCAAAAUGCGCAGAAUUGAAAAGCCGCUGUCCACCGUGCAGACAGGCACUCAUGGCAGACCCGGAGGACGAGUAACUGGAACCAGAACUAGAGGUGGUCUGUCUAGCUUAUGUUCCACAAAGAUGAUGCACUCUCUCCCCUUGUCAUCGGUGUACACAUGGGGCAGCGGCAUCUCCGCGCCUCUGCGUCUGCCCAUGCUCAACACGGAGGUGCUGCAGGUGUCCCUGGGCCGCACCCAAAAGAUGGGCGUCACCAAGUCUGGGCGCCUCAUCACCUGGGAGGCUCCUUCUGUAGGCUCUGGCGAGGCGUCCCUGCCCGGUGCUGUGGAACAGAUGCAACCGCAGUUCAUCUCUCGCUUCCUGGAGGGCCAGUCUGGUGUCACCAUCAAAUCGGUCUCCUGUGGAGAUCUUUUUACGACCUGCAUGACAGACAGGGGCAUAAUUAUGACAUUUGGAAGUGGCAGCAAUGGAUGUCUGGGACAUGGAAAUUUCAAUGAUGUGACACAACCCAAAAUAGUGGAGGCCCUCCUGGGUUAUGAGCUGGUUCAGGUGUCCUGCGGGGCCUCGCAUGUGUUGGCUGUGACCAAUGAGAGAGAGGUGUUCUCCUGGGGCAGAGGAGACAAUGGUCGUUUAGGGCUGGGCACUCAGGACAGCCACAAUGCCCCACAGCAGGUGAACGUCCCAGCUGAAUUUGAAGCCCACCGUGUAUUGUGUGGAGUGGACUGCUCCAUGAUCAUCAGCACCCAGCACCAGAUAAUGGCCUGUGGCAGCAACAGGUUUAAUAAGCUUGGACUGGAUAAGAUCAGCGAUACUGAGGAGCCGCUCUCUAGUUGUCAAGUGGAGGAGGUCCAGAUUUUCCGGCCUGUCCAGUCAGCUCCACUCAACGUAGAGAAGAUCGUAUACAUCGAUAUCGGAACGGCCCACUCUGCCGCAGUCACGGAGAAAGGUCAGUGCUUCACCUUUGGCAGUAACCAGCACGGGCAGCUUGGCUGCAGCUCUCGUCGCAGCAGCAGAGUGCCCUACCCGGUGCCAGGGCUGCAGGGCGUCACCAUGGCAGCAUGCGGAGAUGCCUUCACUCUGGCUAUUGGAUCAGAGGGCGAGGUGUAUACCUGGGGGAAAGGAGCCCGUGGCCGCCUCGGGAGGAAAGAGGAGGAUUCUGGGAUACCGAAGGCAGUGCAGCUUGAUGAGAGCCACCCAUUCACGGUUACAUCAGUGGCUUGUUGCCAUGGCAACACACUCUUGGCUGUGAAACCCUUUUUUGAAGAUCCCAUCCCCAAGUGAUAUGUCCUUCUCAACGACGGCUGCGGAAGUUAAAGACCGCGUCUUUUGGAAAAGUGACUGAAGGUUUGCUGCAAUUAAGGCAUUGAAGACUUUGCAGUCCUUCAAAACAUAAUGGCAAUUAUUAGAAAGUGCAAUAAUUAAGUGUCUCCGGUUUGCGAAGCUUUACCUGAUGCCUUUUUUUGUGAAUGAAGUGCCUGAGUAAUGUUGUGCUGCCAUUAGCAAACAGUGAGUGGGUGAGCAAAACAUUUCGAGAGUCAAAACAUGGGAUGAGGUCUUGGCUCUCGUUUCAUUUCAAGGAGAAACCUUUUGCUCGAGUGUUUGUUUACAGACCGCAAAGUCAUUAUAUGACACACUCCCAGGAAGUUAUACAGGUUCUGUGGGUUUGUGCUGAGACACAAAACAGUGCAUGUCAGAGAACUACUACAGAGCUGCCAGAGGCCUACAGCGCUGCUCAGCUCCUCAGUGGGAGAGCGUGUUUGGAUUUAGCCCAUGACCAGUGAUAACAGACAGACUGUCGGAAGAAAACCUCAUAUGUCCAUUUUGGUCAUUUUUCAGUUUUUGACAUGAUUUCAAACGACCUGUUGUUCUUUACAUUGUGUGUAAAUUUCAUGAUGAAUGGACCAAAGCAAACGCCCCAAAAUGGCUUGGAAAGACGUCUGGUUCCAUUGACUUCCAUUAAAAGCACAGUAGGUUUUUUCCUUCUCCUGUAAAGUCACCCUUUUGGACAUGCGAGCGUUGUAUUUAAAUGUACCAGCAUGCUUCCCAAUGUUAGUAUCAGUGUUUUUAUGUUUUACGUGUCUGUAUUUUGCCACAAUGCUUGUCCAAAGACUACAGAUGUAUAAAUAAUAAAUAAAUAAACAAAUCCAAACGAG